AUGAAGACCACAUUCGCUAUCUGCGCCUUUAUGGCCGCUACUGUCUCUGCACAUGUGCAGAUGAGCAGCCCCUUCCCCAUUCGAAGCCCUCUCAACCCAAAAGGUGAUGAGAGCAAGAAAGAUUACUCCUACACGGCCCCUCUAGACGCCUCGGGAUCGAACUUUCCUUGCAAAGGUUAUCAAAACGACGCGUUCGUGUCUGUUGCCACCUACACCGCUGGUAGCGAGUACGGCAUGUCACUCUCUGGCAGUGCCACACAUGGUGGUGGUUCUUGCCAGUUGUCUCUGUCCUACGAUACCGGCAAGACAUUCACCGUUAUUCAGUCCAUGGAGGGUGGAUGUCCAUUGACUUCUAGCUACAAUUUCACGAUCCCCUCUGACGCACCUUCUGGCCAGGCAUUGUUCGCAUGGACAUGGUUCAACAAGAUCGGUAACCGUGAGAUGUACAUGAACUGUGCUCAGGUGACAAUCGAAGGAGGCUCCAAGAGCAAACGUUCCCAUGCUCGUGAUAUGAUGGUCUCUCGUGCCGAUACUGCGUUCAGUUCUCGUCCACCAAUCUUCAUCGCCAACGUCCACGGUCCUGGUGGAUGCACUACCAUUGAAAGUCAGGAAGUCAGCUUUCCUGAAGCCGGGCCUCAGGUUGUCGGUGGAGUUAGCGGAACUGGAUUUACCUGCACUGGAUCUGCUGCCUUCCUAAGCGCUGGAUCUUCAAGCAGUUCCUCUACAAGUGGAUCAUCAGGAUCAUCUGGCACGUCUGGCUCUGGCACUUCUGUCCCAGCUGCCGUGGCAACCUCGACUACUAGCACUACAGCUCCAGCUGUUGCAACUGCCGCUUCAUCAAUUGCUUCUUCCUCUCCUACCCUUACAACCAGCACAAGCGCACAAGCUACCAACACUAUUCCGCCAGCAGCCAGCAGCAUAGCGCCCAAAGCCGGUGGUUCAGGUACUGCUACCAGUGGCCAAGCAUGUUCCAACAAUGGAGCUAUCGUCUGCGGUGCUAAUGGCACUACUUGGUCCAUGUGCAACCAGGGAGCCCUGACUUUUAUGGGUUCUGUCGCUGCUGGAACUAGCUGUUCGAACGGCUCUAUUACCAAGAAAUAA
Molecule: messenger RNA, 1101 nt
Organism: Talaromyces marneffei
Lineage: Eukaryota; Fungi; Ascomycota; Eurotiomycetes; Eurotiales; Trichocomaceae
Exons: 1
Coding region: 1-1101 (366 amino acids)
Source: RefSeq, a predicted model, not a curated record